Paramuricea clavata is the source of this 9433-nucleotide messenger RNA. Lineage: Eukaryota; Metazoa; Cnidaria; Anthozoa; Malacalcyonacea; Plexauridae. The record is from the annotation of a GenBank genome assembly.
ACACGUGGGAAAAUAAAAAAUAAAUAUAAAUUUUGUAUCAAAUCAUUUAUAAUACUGUAAAAAUCAUCAUAUAUGUACUUUAUUAAUAAAUUUAUACUGAGAGAUCAAAAUGCCGAAACGAAGCAUUGAUGCUGCAGAGAAAGUACCAAAUACGAAGGUAGGAUACUGUCAGUUUUGAUUGCAAAACAUACAUAUAUUUAAUAUGUGAUUGUGCUUUUAUAAUUUUUGUGACAAGAGUUUUAAUACGCUAGUUUGCUUGUGCUGCAGACUAUUUUAAUUCCAAGUAGCAAAUAGUGUGUUUCCUGCCAAUAUUUAUAUGAAUUAUCAGAUAUUGAAUUCUAUAACUUGUGAUAAUCCUCCAUCACUCCAUGUGCCCAUUUGCUGGUCAGUGUCAGUGAAUAGUGGUCAGUGUUUUACUUUAUGUUACAAUUUCUGGUACCACAAUGUCUUACCUUGACCUAAUGAUGGGCUGAUACAGAUACCAAAUAUUUGAUACCGUUGAUAUCAAGGUCUGAAAGAAAAGCAUUGAUACUGUCAAAAAAUAGUAUCAGGAGUCUGUCAAAGGUGUUUAACAUUUUCUUAAUGUUUCAAAUUUUCUUAGUAUCCAGUCGGGAUACAAGUCAUUCACAGUUUUGUAUCCAAAACCAAAUUUUUGGUUUCCCGUGGAUAGUGGGAUACUGCUAAUUUCAGAUCCUGCUAUGUAGGUCACUUCAGUACUUCAAAUCACACACAGUCCAUGACCUGGACCCAAAUAAAUGCAAGUGUUUGGCAAUUAUCUACAGAGCUCCCAACCACUGCACAUAUAACAAGCUGUAACAGUUGUAGGUGUUGACAAAUCUAUGUUAUUUACAAUCUACUAUUAUAGAAAGACACUAAUCUACUUCCUGAGACUCUAAUUGAGAAAGCUGAAGGGAAUGACAGCACAGACAGUGAAGAAAGUGAAUAUGAAGGACUGGAGUCUGAAGAUGAGGACUCAGAUGAGAAUCUCGAAUCAUUUGAUGUGUGUGAUUUGUUGCUUGAAAACAAUAAGUGUUAUGAAGUAACUUACUAUUCUAGCAAUGUUAAUGACAUAGAGAAUAAUACAUGGGAGCGUGGAAAUGUUGAAAUGUACCUCACUGUGCACAAAUCUUUUGUCUCAACUUCAUUAAGUAUUAUUCAUCUCUGCUAUCCUUAUUUACUUACCGGUACUGUCCUUAUAUACUUAUUAACAUAAACUCAGACCAAAACAUAAUACAACGAGUUCUUUGAUUUUUCCAGACCAUUGUAUCUUGAUAAACCAUGUUUUAAUCCCUACUAAACAGAAAACGUAUUUAAACUACAAGAUCUCAAAAUUUUCUACUUAAUCUGUGUUUGACUGCAACAUUAUUUGGCUCUAAUGGUUGCAAAAAGCAUUGCAGGUGUCAAUUAGUCCAUCCAGUCAAUGUGAUGCUAGGUAAACACUGGUAUACAAUAAUGGGAUCACCUGCGAGUUACAUGUGUUUCGCAAGAAAGAAACGCAUCAAGGCGUUCUCGUCUUUUUUCAGCUGUAGCUGCAAUGUACUAGAUAAUGAUUAAAUUAUACAAAGCAAACAAAAUAAUUUGUAGACAAAUGAGUCUGAUGACUAUUUAUAUAUUCUGCUAUUUACAAAAAGAUGAUCUCUACUGGAAAAUGUCAAUAAACUGUUUAUGGUCGGUCAUAUUUUAGACAGGUCGGUUGGAAACCUGAAACCAACUAUUAUUUUUAUUUGGCUAAAUCUUUCUAAACAUAAAAUUUACCCUGUGCAAAAUUCCUACUGUGAUCACAGAAAUUUUGAUAGUGUACACCAGCCUCCAAAUGGCAAUAGUUUUUCACUUAGAGCAAAGAAUGAUAUAAAAUUGAUAAUACUGUAGGAAAGUUUGGAUGAGAGUAUUGAAGAUGGAGGGGACCCAAGUCAAGAGAAUGAUGAACUGAAUGAACAACCAGAAGAAACUGAUGAUGAAAGUGAUGAUGAAAAUGGAGUCAAUAUAGAAGAGAAUGAAAAAGGGGAAAGAAAUGGAGGAAAUGGAAAAGUGAAAGAAAAUCUGGAGGGAAAGAAAAAAUCACAGCCUGAUAACGAAUCUGAAGAUUCUGACGAAGAGGUCGCUAAACCACAUGAUUGAUUGAUUGAUUGUAUAAUUCAGAAAAUAUCAAAUUUUUCACCAGGGUUGUGGGUCCAAUUGUAAACCAGCAUUCGAAAUAUGUAAUGCGAAUGUGUGAAAAAAACUAAUAUGGUGUUUGCGUUUAGGAACUUCGUAAUACUAUUGGUAAAAUCCCAGUUGAGUGGUAUAAUGAAUACCCACAUAUUGGAUAUGAUCUGCACGGAGAGAAGAUUUUAAAACCUGCAACUGGAGAUGAGGUGAAUCACAAAUAGAUCAUAGGCAGAAAUAUACUUAGCUUUUCGCUUUGGCAAAUAAAGGAAUGAGUCACAAGCAAGUGUCGUUCGUUUUACCAGUAUGUGUAAAUUGAAAUGAUCAUUUUUUAUGCCAAUGACAGUAAAAACUAACUAAAACUUAUUGGAAAACUUUUAUAACGUUAAAGAAAAAUUUUGAGGAUGCUAAUGCAAUAUUAAUUUCAAAUAAAUAUAUUUUAUCAUAGCUGGAUGAAUUUCUAUCAAAAAUGGAUGACCCAAACUAUUGGUGAGUGUAAAAGCUUGAAAGAUUUAUACAGUACCUUGCGGCAUUUGGGAACCUGUCUUACUGAACUGCAAAUUAUUGCAAUUCAUAGGCGAACAGUCAAAGACAAACAGACAAUGAAGGAAAUUGUUCUAACGGAUCAUGAACUGGAAAUGAUCGACAGCAUGCAGAACAAACGUUAUCCUGCAAGUGCUGAUGACCCUUAUCAGGUAUAUAGACUUGGUAUAUUAUAAUGCCGUUCACCUUAAAAUAUAUCCAGUUUCUAUCAUUAUCAGCGAACUUUCGCGAUGAGUCGAUAGGUUCGUGAGGUGUAUAUGACAAUUCAUUGCCCACUGUAAUAUAGGACUGUGCGAAAACGUCCUAUACCUGCAGUUGAUUUUCUCAAAGAUGUCAUAAAUUUUCAAGAAAGUUAUUUUCUUUUCUUUUUAGCCAUACAUCGAUCAUUUUACGUCUAUCAAAAUGGAUCAUCCCAUAUCAAGUAGACCGGAGCCGAAGAGUAGAUUUAUUCCAUCAAAAUGGGAACAUAAGAAGGCAAGCUUUCUAUUAGGAGACUUGCAAUCAAUAUGUUAGAAAUGGCCUAACAGAAAACGUGAUCGGAACGCGUUCUUGAAUCUUGAUUGUGUUCCACUUGCGUUCCAAUCGCGUUCUUUAUUCUGAGCGCGUUCCAAUUUGCGUUUUAUUUGCAUUUGGAACGUAAAUGGGUCGCGAACGCAGAGUUCAGUGAUCAGAAUCGUAAAUUAAAGUUGUACGUUUCAAAGAGCAGAAUCUUUAUUUGUGAUCGUAAUAUUUACAGAUUAUGAAAAUAGUCCGAGCGAUCCGUAAUGGAUGGAUCAAGCCAAAGAAAUCAGAAACAGAUAAACCUCGAUAUUACAUGAUCUGGGACCAGGAUGAUACACAGGUGCGUAUGACGUCAUGACUUGGUAUGACGUCAUAUGUUAUGACGCCAUCGGUUGGUUGUCGUCAUGGGUUGGUAUGACGUCAUGUUAUGGCAUCACAUGUUAAUAUGACGUCAUAUGUUGGUAUGAUGCCAUGGUACAUGGCUUAUAUAUAACUUACGCUACAUAUACGUAAAUAAAUUAUGAACUAAAAUUUGUUAAACUCUUACUUUAGAAAAAGUUAGCACGAUACAAUAUGCAUAUUCCUGCUCCCAAAAUGAAAUUACCAGGUGCAGUCUUGACAUUUGUUUUUGUUGAAUUGUAAUAUAUUUUUAUCCUACAACUCUAUAAUGCAAACUCUCUCAGGUCAUGAUGAAUCUUACAAUCCACCACCGGAGUAUUUGCCUACAGAAGACGAGGUACACUCAGUUGCCCUAAGUGUGUUUAUUUUCGUCAACAUAUGUACGUGUUUAUGUGUCCAGUACCAUAAUUAAUGCAAGCCACUAAACUAAAUAAGGGUUAAUGUUUCGUUUCUGUCAGAUCAAAGCUUGGGAAGAGAUGGAUCCAGAAGACAGACCAACAAAUUUCCUUCCAAAGAAGUAUGUUCAUUUACAAGUUUAGAUGCAUGAACAUUUCAAUCGUGUCUGUGUGAUUGCAUGAGUCUCGCAGCAGAUGUUUUGUAUACCAAACAGAACUAACCAUACCUUACCAUACCAUACCUUACCAUGCCAUACCAUACCAUACCAUACCAUACCAUACCAUACCAUACCAUACAAGACCAGACCAAACCAUACCAUACCAUACCAUACCAUACAGUACCAUACCAUACCAUACCAUACAGUACCAUACAGUACCAUACCAUACCAUGCCAUACCAGACCAAACCAUACCAUACUGUACCAUACCAUACUAUACAAGACCAAACCAGACCAAACCAUACCAUACCAUACCAGACCAAACCAUACGAGACCAAACCAUACCAUACCAGACUAAACCAUACCAUACCAUACCAGACCAUACUAUACCAUACCUUAUCAUACCAUACCAUACCAUGCCAGACUAUACCAUACCAUACCAUACCAUACCAUACCAUACCAUACACUCUCCAGUAGCGUACAGUAUAAUGUUAAACUGUCUGUACCAGUGUAGGUAGUUCCAAUAAUAAGAAAGCUACCUGAAAAACACAGAGCCUUCGUUCGAAACGUUGCAGUUCUCCUUGUAUUUUUUCAGUAUAAUGUAUUGUUUAUCCAACGGACCGUUUGAUUGUUUAUAGAUACUCCAGUUUACGUCUUGUUCCUGGUUACAAUAAUUUCAUUCAAGAAAGAUUUGAAAGAUGUCUUGAUUUGUAUUUGUGUCCAAGACAGAGGAAAAUGAGGGUAUCCUACUUUCUUUAUUCAAAAUAACAAGAGAGUGAUUACUGUUGUGUUAUGAUAAAUAUAUUCUGGCUACUUGUCUUCGCAGCUAAAUGUCAAUCCUGACGAUCUCAUUCCAAAAUUACCGAAGCCAAAAGACCUUCAACCGUUCCCCACAACACAAGCGUUGGUAAGUUUCAUCGUGCGUGUAUCAUUGACGGCUUUGGUGUGUACUAAAACAAGAUCGAAAUAUUACCUACCAAGUGAACGAACUGAACGAUUUUUUCUCGGUUGAUAUGUUUGUGUAGAACACAAGUAACCUUGCGUUACCGCUAUAAAUGUUCCCCAGCUGAUAAAGAUCUUAUAGGGCAUGUGUUUCUUUUAUUCUAGGUAUAUCAUGGACACGAAGGAGUAGUGAGGUGUCUGUCAGUGGAUCCUACUGGACAGUGGCUAGUAUCAGGUAGGGAUAUUUCAUUACGCUUACUUUAUUCACGUGUGACUGAAACAGUUUGAACUGACAGAGCUAUUAAAUAAAGGAUACCUUAGCUCAGUAUUAGCUUACCAUUCAUAUUUCUUGUCUUAUGUACAGGUGGUGAUGACAAGACACUGAGAUAUUGGGAAAUAGCAACAGAAAGGUGUCUUAAGACCAUCCAGUUUGAGGAUAGAGUACAGAGCGUGGCAUGGAAUCCUAGCACAUCUUUAUCAUUGGUCGCCGUUGUAGUGUGAGUUAGCUUUCAGCAGUUGACAGGGUUCAGUACAGGGCAUUAGACCAACUUCAGAAGAAUGGAAUUAUAGAAGCAAGGAAAUUAAACUACAUAUUGAAAUUCUAUUUACUUGCCAGUACACGCAAGGACUUCAUCUGUACAUGUAAUGGAAAUAAUUAUUUUCUCAUUCUCAAAACUGAUGGGGGACCACCAUCUGCUUGGUGAAACGUUUCUGUAUAUUGUUUAUCACUAAAACGUUUUAAGUUUUACUGACAGGUAGUUUUGAGCACUAGUUUCAUUCUAACAGCCGAUUUUGCUUCAUGUUUAUGCAACUGAUACCAUGGUAUAAGAUUUAAUUUUAACUAUCGUUUCUUUCAUUUUAUAUUAUUAUAGAAGCGAUACAGUUGUGAUUGCGAACACAUUUCACGGUGAUAAACUAAUUUGUUCAGCCACAGAUCAACUCAUUUCCUCUUAUGAACCUCCUAGCGACGGUGAGUAGAAUUAUUUAGUAUAAAUGUUGCCAUGUGAACUUUUCAACCGAUGCAACAGCUGGUUCUCAGCGAUGGUAACGUGUAAAAAGGAAGCUCGUUCAUAGCAGAAGUAGUUUGAUGCGAAGUCAUCGAAUUUUGUUUUUUGGACUCAGCAAAUGUACAAUUUUUGAAACUUUUUUUUUCUUUCCGUUGUACAGCGAAAGAGCAAUUAGUUUCAUGGAGUGAAAUUAAAGUGAAUGAAAAUGGGCAUAAGGAUGGAAGCAGACUCGUUCUGAAGCAUAAAAAGGUACAAAGUUCUGUUUAGCCUUUAGGUUUUUUCCCAGUCACUGGUGAAUUACUUUCGAAAUGGACACUUAUACUUUCAGGCGAUUCAACAAGUGACGUGGCACAGCAAAGGAGAUUACUUUUCGGUUGUUUUGCCUGAUGGUAAGAAUUUGUGAUAAUUAUCAAACUUAUUAUGUCACCAUUCAUAAUUCAUCAUCAACAAGUGUAUUUGUCCGACAAGAUUGUAUACUUUUCAUCGAUAAUUAUAUCGGGAGUAAGUCCAUGCUUCUUUCCAAUACUGCAGGAGCAAAUCAAUCGGUGGUGAUUCAUCAGUUGAGUAAACGUCGCAGUCAGGUUGGUACAUUAACUCAUCUUAAGAAAGUAUUGAAGUCCCAUGAAAUGAGGCAAGUCUAGUGCUUAACCCAAUCUUAUGUAUAUUGUAGCAACCUUUCCGAAAAUCCAAAGGUUUAAUCCAGUGUGUAUGUUUUCAUCCUAUCAAAUCAUUCUUAUUUGUAGCGGUGAGUUUCAUUUGUGUUUAUACUUAGGUUUAUUAGUAUAUAUUUUCAUUUCUUGAUAGACAGAGUGUUAAUAUUAGCAAGAUUAACAACAAUUGCUAAGCUUCCGCAAUAUAUUUAAAGCAAUGGAAAAAUUUUCUUUCGUUCAAUGUCAUAAUCAUUCUUUAACAUCAUUUCAGACCCAGCGUUAUAUUCGUGUUUACGACCUUUCCAAACAAGAACUCUUAAAGAAAUUACAAUCUUCUGCAAAGUGGAUUUCAAGCAUGGCUAUACAUCCAGGAGGUUUUUUUUUUUUUGCAUGUUUUGGCGUUUAAACACUCAAACAUACAAACUCAUGAUGGAGAUAUUGGUGGCAGUAUAUCAGUGCCUUUCACCGCUGUAAACAUGGCCCGAUUUCUCAGCUGCUACUUCAGUUUCCUCUUGCAGUGAAACUGUGCUAGUUAGGGAUGACUCUUACUGCACAUCUACGAAGAACAAUUAAGAACUGAUAAAGCUGUAACUGAGAUAGUAACUGAACGUUACUUUCGUUUAAGUUUCUUCCUGUAGUAACAUUGGAUUAACUGUAUCUCGAUGGAGAACAGUUUAGAACGGAUAUUGAACGAUAUUGUGUGUUUAUUUCAGGAGACAAUAUAAUAGUUGGCAGUUACGACCGCAGACUAUGUUGGUUUGAUAUAGAUUUAUCGGCAUACCCAUACAAGACAUUGAGGUAGUUUUAUAUUCUAAUAACGAAAUUAAUGUAAAAUGUUCCUUCCACUGAGAAGCAUAAAUCUAUACUUAUUAUUGGAAAUGUCAUUAUUUUUAGACAUCACAAAAAAGCGGUACGUCAAGUAACUUAUCACCAACGGUAUCCAUUAUUUGCAUCGUGUAGUGAUGAUGGUACAGUCAUUAUCUGCCACGGCAUGGUAUACAGGUUUGUACGGUUAGAUAUGUUCUCAAUAGUGUAUUCUUGGGUUCCACUAAGGCAUUAUGCAGUGAAUCUGACGGGGGGUCAACCUCAAAUGUAAUAAUGUAUUGAUGCUUAUGCUGUACUGGAAUGAGAAAAUGAUACGAAAUUCCAUGUAUUUGCCACCAAACACAAGGCUGAUACAAAAAACGAACAAUCGACUCACUCUGAUAACUGUGUUUUGUUUUAGAGUUGACCCCCCGUCACUUUUGUGACGUCAUAUGAAACCCAAGAAUAAAACUAAACUAAACUAACUGUAUUUAUGUAGUGGAUAGCUCUAUCAGUUCUUAACUGCUCUCCUAUGGAAGCUCAGUUAGAGCCUAUAUCUUUAAACGAAAUUAUACUUAGGCUCGAUUACCAGCGGGUAGCGAGGCCACGUCUGGUAAUCGAACCUAAAUUGUACUCAGAUAACUACAUGCAUAUUCAAGGAUGGAACAUCGGUUACAGAGUUCAUUAACGCAUGCAAAGAUCACUAUACCUCCAAUACCCAUAGGACUUCAAUCAAGAGUUUCGAAUUUAUGUAAAAACUAGUCUUUAUUCAUUGCCAACUGUCUUAAAUUUUUAGUGACUUGAUGCAAAAUCCAUUGAUUGUUCCUGUGAAACUUCUCAGAGGUCACAAACCAACAGAAAAUCUUGGUAGGUUUUUAUACCAUGCGAUUUGACAGACUUAAACAUUCAGAAUAGUUCAUACUGAACAUUUAACGUGCUACCCGCUUUUUAAGGUGUCCUUGAUUGUGCGUUUCAUCCGUCGCAGCCUUGGAUAUUCACAUGCGGUGCUGACUCAACAGUGAGGCUCUAUAUUUGAUAAAAUGUCCUUACGAUACCAAAGACAAAACAGCGAAAGCUUCACUUCGUGGGGUCAAAAGACAAGAGCAUAAGUUGAAUUAAUCAGCACAAGGUGGUGCAACUAUACGCUUAUGGAAUCCUGAGUAUAUAUGUGCAUGGUUACACAACAAGAGGUUUUGUGUAAUCGACUGUAUGUACUGUACAUAAUGUCGAAUUGACGUGUGUUCAUGGACGCAUUACCUGAACGAAAUUUCUCAACAAAAGUUCCACUGAAAUUCAUCCGUACAAUUGCCAAAGCAUGAUUAAGACUGUGGUCCGUUAAUUAUGUUUUUUUAAAUCAACAAGUAAAACAUGUAAUUAAUAUUUUUAUAAGCCAAUACUCAAAAACAGUAUUGAAUCUUGCGAACAUACAUGUGGUCAAAAUAAUGCAAUUUUUCGAAUUUUAGUGUUGAAUGCUACUUCACAUUUGAACUCAAAUUGAACACAAAUGAAACGCUAAUCAUGUGACAAUCUUAUGGAUAAUUUCAUCGACUGUUUUGGUAAAACAUCGGCCAUGUAUUCCCUAUAACGCCCGGUCGCAACGAGGCUCUAUAACCAAGGUGACAUACGUUCCGUAAGCGUGUAUUGGUGAAGUUUCAGUAUAUUUUUCAAACCAUGCAUUUAAUGGGAUGAAAAAUAUUUUUGAUAUAUUGUUUAACAAUAGUCAUAUGUUCAAAUUUCCACGUCUGUUAUAAAUAAGCAUCUAAUAUACAGUAUGAUUUAACAACCUAAUAUUUUCAAAAUGUUUUCAAUUGCCUGUUCAUAUUGCUGCUUGUGUUUUUCCUCUCUCACAUCAACAACAGAUUCUAAAAUAAACAGAAACGAAUGCAUCAU